GGCAAGCAGAGGUGUGUGUGUGUGUGUGCAGGGAGAUAUCGCUGAAAUAAAAAACAGGAAGAGGAGAUAGAGCAGCGCCUUCUCUGAAAUACUUUUUGGAUCUCCAGCUGUCAAAGUUCCUCUUCUGUCCCUUACCGAAGGUCCCUCUCAUGGGCAAAGUGAAGGGCGAGUCUGGGCGCUUUGCUCGGAGGCCAGACAACUCUGCUUUCAAACAGCAGAGGCUACCUGCCUGGUCUCCCAUGCUAACAGCUAACACUGUGCUGCCUUUCUUCUACUUCAUGGCUUUGAUAUGUAUGCUACUGGGAGUAUGGCUGCUUCUUACAGUGCAGAGCACACAGGAAAUAAAGCUGGACUACACAGAAGCCGGGACGUGUGAUAUAUGUUUUGAAAAGCGUAAAAAUGUGAGCUAUGCGGCACAAACCUGCAGCUGCAAGGUGGUGUUUCCCAUCGAGAAAGCAUUCAAGGGAGAUGUCUUUUUCUACUAUGGCCUCCAAAACUUCCAUCAGAACCUCCGCAGAUACAUGGACUCCAGAGAUGAUGGACAGAUGGUUGGCAGGAAGAAAAACUUAAAGAACCCGAGUUCAUACUGCGAGCCAUAUGCCAAAGACCAAAAUGAACUCCCUAUUGCCCCCUGUGGCGCUGUGGCCAACAGUAUCUUUAAUGACUCCUUUUCUCUGACCUAUCACGGCUCCAGUGGUCUUUCAGUGCCGGUUCCUCUGUUAAGGGAGGGUAUCGCCUGGUAUACGGACAAAAAUAUCAAGUUCCGCAAUCCAAAGAUUGAUAACUUAACACUGGCUCAAGUUUUUGAAGGUACAGUAAAGCCUCUGUACUGGCAGAAGCCUGUGUAUGAGCUUGAUACCCACAACCCGACCAACAACGGCUUCAUCAAUGAUGACCUGAUCAUAUGGAUGAGAGAGGCAGCCUUCCCCAACUUCAAGAAGCUCUAUGGAGUUUUAUACCGAGCCAACAAUCCCUUUACUAAGGGUCUGCCAGAAGGAAAUUACAGCAUUGAGAUAUCGUAUAACUUCCCAGUGCAGUACUUCCAAGGCAGAAAGGAAGUGGUGCUGACCACACUGACCUGGUUUGGAGGUCAGAACCAUUUCCUGCCCAUUGCUUACCUAGUAACCAGCAGCUUGAUCCUACUGAUAGCCGUCACCCUCACUGUGGCCUGGUUAAAGUUCGGGAAGAAUGGGAAUAACAUGGAGGAAUGAAGCAUAAAACGUGCUCUGGGAUGGUGAAAAACUCACAAGCAGCUGAAAAGUGAUAAUUCUCGCGUUGCUUAGGAGCGGUUUUAAACAGAUAACAAAUCUGAAAUGACAAGAACAUUGUUCAUUUGAUACAAUACCACAGCAGCAUGUGUUGGAAAGCCAAUGGAGAAUCAAGUUUGACAUCUGGAAAUUUACUUUCCCUAUCAACUAAAUGAUCCACAUGUGUUACGGCUUCUAUUGCGAUGAUGUUGCUCUGAACAACACACUGAAAGUUGGGGGUAUUAGAACAGGCUUCAAGCUUUCUCUACAUCUCUUAAUUUUAAAGCACACCAUUUUGUCUGUGCACUGUUAAUAUUUAUGAAUAUAAUUAUAUUACUUUAACAUUUACUAAAAUCCAGUCAUGGUGUUGAGGCUGCAUUUCACAUCUCAGUAAAUGUAAAGUGGAAAAACGACUCUUUAAUAAAGUGUAACAGAAGUACACCAUCUGUGAGACAAUCCCUGUAAUGCCAAUUAUUAAGAUUGAAUAAAAGGUGACAUUUU
Messenger RNA from Micropterus dolomieu (smallmouth bass), 1748 nucleotides. It is a transcript of the gene cdc50c, whose product is annotated as transmembrane protein 30C. The coding region runs from base 150 to 1211 and encodes 353 amino acids. The record is from RefSeq and is a predicted model, not a curated record. Gene Ontology annotation, cellular component: Golgi apparatus; plasma membrane; endoplasmic reticulum. The transcript has 7 exons. Gene Ontology annotation, biological process: phospholipid translocation. Lineage: Eukaryota; Metazoa; Chordata; Actinopteri; Centrarchiformes; Centrarchidae.